AUUUGCACACUGAGGCAAUAAGGAAGAAGUCGGUCUUUAAGAGGCUCCAGAGGAAUAAACAACCUGGAUUUGCACUCACAUCAUCAUCAUCAUCAUCAUCAUCCGAUGAGGGAAGACAGAUAAGAAAAUGGAAGUGUAUUGUAAGGCGCUGCCGGGACCACAGGAGAAAUUCAUACUCCUCAUCUUGUAUCUUCAUCUGUGGUACAGGCCUAUAGCUGAAGCAAUUCAUCCGGACUGCGCCAUCAUCUCACAGCACCUCAGGGCUCGGGAGGUUUGCAGCCAGACGAGGAGGAGCGAAGCGCAAAACCAGAGCGACCACAGCGGAUGUAAUACAGAGUGGGACGAGAUCGGCUGCUGGCUGAGAGCUGAAGUCGGGCAGGUGGUCAACGUGUCAUGUUCUGAUGUCUUCCAGCAUUUCUCCAGCAAUCAAGGGUAUGUUUACAGGAACUGUACGGUUGACGGCUGGUCAGAAAUGUAUCCACCCUACGAAGAGGCCUGUGCUUUCAGUGACGACAGCGAGCCUGAAUCUGAGACGAGUUACCUCUCCACGUUCAGACAGGUCUACACUGUGGGCUACGCCACCUCGCUCAUCUCCCUCAUUACAGCCAUCGUGGUGUUCACAGCCUUCAGGAAGUUCCGCUGCACCAGAAACUACAUCCACAUCAACCUGUUCUCCUCCUUCGUCCUGAGAGCCAGCGCUGUUUUCAUUAAAGACACCGUGCUGUUCGCUGACGAGACCCUGGACCACUGCUCCGUGUCCACGACAGCGUGCAAGUCAGCCGUGGCUUUCUUCCAGUUCAGCAUCCUGGCCAAUUACUUCUGGUUGCUGGUGGAGGGCAUGUAUCUGCAGACGCUGCUCGCCCUGACCUUUGUCUCUCAGAGGAAAUAUUUCUGGUGGUACAUCCUGAUUGGUUGGGGGCUCCCGUCAACGGUUCUCAUACUUUGGGUGUUGACCAGAUUCUUCUAUGAUGAUAGAGGUUGCUGGGAUGACACAGAAAAUGUUGCUAUCUGGUGGAUUAUUAAAGGACCAAUAACAGCCUCGCUGCUGGUCAACAUAGUCAUCUUCAUCAACGUGAUCCGGAUUCUGGUUCAAAAGCUUAAAUCCUCAGCCAUGGCCGGGAACAAUGACACCGGACACUUUAUGUAA
Epinephelus moara (kelp grouper) is the source of this 1147-nucleotide messenger RNA. Its product is annotated as pituitary adenylate cyclase-activating polypeptide type I receptor-like. NCBI's taxonomy places the organism in Eukaryota, Metazoa, Chordata, Actinopteri, Perciformes, Serranidae. Bases 128 to 1147 code for a protein of 339 amino acids. Gene Ontology annotation, biological process: adenylate cyclase-modulating G protein-coupled receptor signaling pathway; cell surface receptor signaling pathway. Gene Ontology annotation, molecular function: G protein-coupled peptide receptor activity; vasoactive intestinal polypeptide receptor activity; peptide hormone binding. Gene Ontology annotation, cellular component: plasma membrane. The transcript has 10 exons. The record is from RefSeq and is a predicted model, not a curated record.